GAUUGGCUCUUUGCACAUGUACCUCUGAGAAAGUCUGAGGCUGAAAAUGAUGAAGGCACUUUUGAUAAAAAGUACAGAUAUCAUUAUACUAUUAAAGGUCUAGAAAUAUGUAAAUUUGCUGAUUUAUUUCUUAUAAGAGAGGCUUAUAAUUCAAGCUUUAAAAAAUUCUAUGAUGAUUGUCAUAAGCCUGAUUUUUAUGAAAAUGCUGAGUUUAAUUUAUAUACAAGAAAUAUUCGUCAUUUUAAUAUAUGA
This is a messenger RNA of Cetraspora pellucida, 252 nucleotides long. The record is from the annotation of a GenBank genome assembly. Lineage: Eukaryota; Fungi; Glomeromycota; Glomeromycetes; Diversisporales; Gigasporaceae.